This is a messenger RNA of Tilletiaria anomala UBC 951, 1493 nucleotides long. Its product is annotated as DEAD-domain-containing protein. Gene Ontology annotation, molecular function: RNA helicase activity; ATP binding; mRNA binding. Gene Ontology annotation, cellular component: nucleolus; catalytic step 2 spliceosome. Bases 124 to 1314 code for a protein of 396 amino acids. Lineage: Eukaryota; Fungi; Basidiomycota; Exobasidiomycetes; Georgefischeriales; Tilletiariaceae. The transcript is spliced from 8 exons. The record is from RefSeq and is a predicted model, not a curated record.
CAACCAUAUGCACCCCGAACUGCAACGAUCCUCGCAAAAGGGGUUCCUUUCUGGCAUCGCCAGCAGUGAGAAGCAGACGGCCCCGAAAGUAUUCAGGAAAGAACCUCCAACAAGGCCUGCAAAAUGAGUGGCCUGAACACAGGCGACAACAAGCUCGUCUUCGAGAGCUCAGAGGAGAUCAAGGUUGUCCCUACCUUCGACUCGUUCGGGCUCAAAGAAGACCUUCUGCGUGGUAUCUAUGCAUAUAACUUUGAGCGGCCCUCGGCGAUCCAGCAGCGUGCCAUUCUGCCCAUCGUCCGUGGCCGCGAUGUGAUUGCACAAGCCCAGUCCGGUACUGGUAAGACCGCUACCUUCUCCAUCGCGAUGCUGCAAUCGAUCGACACGACGCUACGGGAUACACAGGCGCUCGUGCUGUCACCAACGCGCGAACUCGCGACGCAGAUCCAAUCGGUCGUGCUUGCUUUGGGUGACUACAUGAAUGUCCAAUGCCACGCGUGCAUCGGUGGCACGUCGAUGGGAGAGGAUAUCAGGAAGCUCGAAUACGGCCAGCACAUCGUCAGUGGGACGCCCGGCAGGGUAUUUGACAUGAUCAGAAGGAGGCAUCUUCGGACGAAGAACAUCAAGAUGCUUAUCCUGGACGAGAGUGACGAGCUACUGAACAUGGGAUUCAAGGACCAGAUCUAUGACGUAUACCGGUAUCUUCCGCCAGCAACGCAAGUGGUUCUACUCUCCGCCACCCUACCCCACGACGUUCUGGAGAUGACCACCAAAUUCAUGACCGACCCGAUCCGCAUCCUCGUCAAGCGUGACGAGCUGACACUCGAAGGCAUCAAGCAAUUUUUCGUCGCGGUGGAGAAGGAAGACUGGAAGUUCGACACGCUCUGCGACCUGUACGACACACUCACUAUCACCCAGGCCGUCAUUUUCUGCAACACGCGCAGAAAAGUCGACUGGCUGACCGACAAAAUGCGCGAGAACAAUUUCCAGGUCAGCAGCAUGCAUGGUGAAAUGCAGCAAAAGGAGCGCGAUGCCAUCAUGGGAGAGUUCAGGCAAGGCCAAACUAGGGUCUUGAUCACGACGGAUGUCUGGGCAAGAGGUAUCGACGUUCAAAACGUGUCACUGGUCAUCAACUAUGACCUGCCAUCCAACCGUGAAAAUUACUUGCACAGAAUUGGUCGCUCGGGCAGGUUCGGAAGAAAGGGUGUUGCCAUCAAUUUCGUCACGAUCGAAGAUGUUAGGAUUCUAAGAGACAUCGAACAGUACUAUUCUACACAGAUUGACGAAAUGCCUACCCGAGUGGAGGAUCUGCUCUAGUCGGCUUCCGACCAGAGUGCAGCGCCGAGCUCGCUUCCGUCUUGUACCAUACUGCCUCAAAAUCAGAUCGCUGUCGAAAGCGUGCCUUGCAUCUUCAGAUUGCCCAAGAUUCAUCCCCUAGCUCUUCGAUCCGGCCACGCAGAAAGCGGUGCCAAUUCCGCUUUAACAUCGCGACGACU